Rhizopus microsporus ATCC 52813 is the source of this 1821-nucleotide messenger RNA. RefSeq names its product WD40 repeat-like protein. Gene Ontology annotation, biological process: nucleosome assembly; DNA replication-dependent chromatin assembly. The transcript is spliced from 6 exons. Lineage: Eukaryota; Fungi; Mucoromycota; Mucoromycetes; Mucorales; Rhizopodaceae. Bases 369 to 1760 code for a protein of 463 amino acids. Gene Ontology annotation, cellular component: nucleus; CAF-1 complex. The record is from RefSeq and is a predicted model, not a curated record. Gene Ontology annotation, molecular function: protein binding.
CCUAUGUGAACCAGCUAUGGUUAAGUACGCUCUUGGCUCUAUUGAAAUUACUCGAACUGCCUUUAUCUGUGGAUGCGGACGAGGUGGACGAGUUGUAUACAUUUGAUCUAGAGGAAGGAGGGUACCAAACGUCGUUUGCCAAACUGGCCACGGCCAAUCCUGUACCUGAGGAUCCUACCAAGGACUUGCCUCCUAGCCACAUCUAUCUUGCCACUCAAUUGGCAAGUUUGCCACAAGCUAAGCGUGACCUAUUGAAGCCACUGAUUGGACAGUCUCAGGAAGCGAUGACUUAUUUACCAAGAUACUUUGAAGAAGCAAAAGUCCCAUUCUUGUGACGUGUAAAUUAAAUAAAACUUUCUUUCUCUUUAAUGAUUGCAAAAACAUUGGAAAUUAAUUGGCAUGACGGACAAGCCAUCUACUCGAUUGAUUUCUCUUUGGACAGUUUAAGAUAUGCUACGGCAGGAGCAGAUUGUUCAAUUCGAAUUUGGAACAUUCAAAAACGACCUGAAACUCAUAAUGCAGUUGAUGUCAAAAUAAAAGAUUCAAAGCAACUGGUCAAUUCGUUACCUGUACAUAUUGAUUUUCUAUCAGAACUUAAACGACAUUCUGCACCUGUGAACGUGGUUCGAUUUUCACCUCAAGGCGAUUAUCUUGCAUCUGCAGGCGAUGAUACGUGUAUUAUCAUUUGGAAAUUAUUACCUGAAAUGAAUGAUCAUUGCGAGUAUGAAAAGGAGACGUGGUCUGUAGUUCAUAUGUUUUAUGGACAUAACAAAGAAAUUUACGAUCUAGCUUGGUCUCCUUGUGGACGAUACUUUAUUACAGCUUCUAUUGAUAAUACGGCACGCGUGUGGAGUUUAUCAGAAAAGGCAUGUAUUCAUGUCAUCACCGACCACACACACUACGUCCAAGGCGUCUCAUGGGACCCGUCCGGCCAAUUCGUCGCAACCCAAAGCAGUGAUCGAUCGGUGAAUAUAUAUCCCUACACCAAAAAGAACAACAAGAUCAUCUUUAGUUCACCAAAAAAGUUCACCAAGCUGGAAAAGUCUCAGGAAUCGACCUUUCGGUUGUACCAUGAUGAGAACUUGGUUUCGUUUUUCAGGCGACUGUCGUUCAGUCCUGAUGGCGGACUAUUGAUCACACCUGCCGGAUUAAACAAGACGGAUACGUCAAGUGAAGAAGAAGAUUUACAAAACUGUGCCUAUGUCUAUGCUCGAAACAUGCUACAAAGUGGUAAGCAACCUAUCGGACUCAUCGGUAAUUAUCCCAAACCGUCCAUUGCGAUCCGAUGGUGCACGACAUUAUUCAAGAAAAGAAGCAAUUUUCCAUCGGCAUUUGCUCUACCAUACCGUAUGCUCUAUGCCUCUGCCACUCAAGACUCUGUCUAUAUUUAUGAUACCCAGCAAACACGACCGAUAUGUGCCAUUUCGGGGAUGCAUUUUGCACCGAUCACGGACCUCGCUUGGUCACACGACGGGUCGAUCCUCAUGUUUUCGUCCGCAGACGGAUACUGCUCCACUAUUGUCUUUUCAGAUCAAGAAUUGGGUAUUAAACAUGAGAAACAAGUCGAGCGUGUGUCCGAACAGGAUGUCGAGAUGAUGGAUAUUGCUCCCAAGAAACGUGUCGAACCUCCCGUCAAGAACCUGGACAUGACCAAGAAACGAAGAAUUGCACCCACUUUGAUUUCGACGUUGAUGGAUGGAAAGAAACAAGAAAACAAGAAAAGGAUUACACCCGUAUUGAUCAGUAGUCAUAAAGGAUAAUAUGUUUAUUAAACAAGUACGGCAUCUUCCAUUUUAACAAAUAAACCACGAUUAGGACUGG